GGAGGCUGUGAGCUGAGUCAGGACGUCUAAAGCAGGUCACAUCUAAAUAUAACCCAGACUGCUCAGGACCCUGCAAAACAAACACACGCACACACACAGAGGUUGCGAGCUGAAGCUCCCAAAGGCAAGGAUUCAGACCAACAGAUCAGCGGUAGAAGAAGACGCGCGCAUCCAGGCCCGUGUUUUGUAAGUCGAUAUAGAAAUGGAUGCCGCUGAGCAGGAAGGAAUAGACGAGGAGCUGGUUGAGUUCGUUCUGAGAGAGAGCCUUGAAGACGCCUACAAGCCGCCGUCAAGACAGCCCGACAGAAAAGCGUCAAACAGUGAUGACGUCAUGAAGAUAAUUGCUGCCAUUCACGAAGGUGAUGUGGCGGCUCUGCGGGAUCUGUCGUCUCGUGCGUCCGCCUUCAGAGACGCCGACGGCCGCGGGCGGCUGCCUCUGCACGCAGCGGCCGCGCAGCCGCGGCGGGACGUCCUGCACGCGGUGCUGCAAGCGCUGGCGGCCGCGGACGCGUCGCUGGAGGAGCCGACGGAGGACGGGGACACGGCGCUGACCCUGGCGGCGGACGCCGGCCUGCCGGAGCACGUGAGGGCGCUGCUGCAGCACGGGGCCUCGCCGCACAGCACCAACGGCAGGAACGAGUCGCCGCUGCUCCUCGCCGUGCGGCAGCGCUCGUGCGACAUGGUCCUGGCCCUCAUCAGGGGCGGGGCCUUUGUGGAGCAGGUGUGUCUCACCAAGUGGACCGCCAUCCACGAAGCGGCGAAGACCGGCUGCCCUGCUGUCCUCAUGCUGCUGCUUCGACACGGAGCCAAGGUGACGGCCCGGGACGGACACGGGGUCACGCCCCUCGGGAUUGCAGCCGAGCACGGCAACACGGAAGCCUUGGACAUACUUAUACAGCACGGUGGCGACGUCAACGCCCAGGCCAGCAACGGCGACACGGUCCUGUACGACGCGUCUGGGUCCGGGAACCUGGACUGCGUGCGGCUGCUGCUGCGGCACGGCGCCAACCCAAACGUGGCCAGCUACGCCCACCAGCUGCCCGUCCACAGAGCCGCGUACGAGGGCCACGCACUAGUCCUGAGGACCCUCGUCCCCGUCACCACAAAGAGGGCCAUCCGCCUGUCGGGCCAGAGCCCCGUCCACUCGGCGGCAGACGGGGGACAGGUCCAGUGUCUGGAGCUGCUCAUCCAGAGAGGCUUCGACGUCAACGCGCUGCUGGGCGCUCACAUCUCUGGUACGGUUCGUUCAUACACCAAACGUCACCUCUGGAGAAGUACAAUGGGCUGGUCCGCUUGCAGAAAACUACGGGGACCUGAGGAAGUCCACCCUGUACUUUGCCGUCUGCAACGGCGACGUGACCUGUGCCGAGAGGCUGCUGGCGGCCGGGGCCAGAACGGACCUGGACCCCCUGCGGUGCAUCCUGGUGGCGAUACGGGCGGAGAGGUACGAGCUGGUGCGGCUGCUGCUGUCCCACGGGGCCGAGGUGAACUGCUACUUCCGGGUGGUGUGCGACACGGCGUUCCCCACGGCGCUGCAGUACUGCCUGAGGGACCCGCUCAUGCUGCGCCUGCUGCUCAACAGCGGAUACCAGGCGCACACGUGUUUCCAGUGUUGCCACGGCAACGAGGAGGCGACAGACCCCGCCUGGGCCGACCUCCAUCACCAGGCCUACGACGCCUACAGCCGACCCGACCCGGUCCCAGUAAGAGCCCGUCAUGUGGCAAAUGCCCCGCGCGCGAGGAGUCAUGGCCUCUUCGUGAAGCGCCCUCUCACCUUUUCCCCCAGUUCUGCGACUUCGUGUCCGUUUCCUGGCUCGCGCAUGUGGCGGGCGGCGUGGUGAGGACGCUGCUGGACUACGUCAGCCACGUCAGCAUCUGCCCCGGCCUCAGGCGCGUGCUGCAGAGGGCGCCGGAGUGGGAGGAGAUUUCGGAGCUCCUGAGCGGGCCGAGGUCCCUGCAGCACCUGUGCAGGCUGCUGAUCAGGCGUCACAUGAGCCUCCGGGUGCUGAAUGACCCCGCCGUCAUGGCCGCCGUCCCCUUCCCUCCGAGGCUCAAGAGCUACCUGACCUUCAGGGAGUUGGACCUCUCUGUGUGAACACGCUGUAUUUAUACGCUAGUGACUGAAACCUGCUGUGACCCACAACCUCCUGAUUGGGCAACAGCACCUUUGACUUCAGUGUAUAGUCUUCCAGGUUGUUUUCGUAAUAAAGAACCUGUUAUUUUCUGUAA
This is a messenger RNA of Betta splendens (Siamese fighting fish), 2229 nucleotides long. It is a transcript of the gene asb15b, whose product is annotated as ankyrin repeat and SOCS box containing 15b. The coding region runs from base 203 to 2095 and encodes 630 amino acids. Gene Ontology annotation, cellular component: cytoplasm. The transcript is spliced from 12 exons. The record is from RefSeq and is a predicted model, not a curated record. NCBI's taxonomy places the organism in Eukaryota, Metazoa, Chordata, Actinopteri, Anabantiformes, Osphronemidae. Gene Ontology annotation, molecular function: protein binding. Gene Ontology annotation, biological process: intracellular signal transduction.